Molecule: messenger RNA, 1396 nt
Organism: Orussus abietinus
Lineage: Eukaryota; Metazoa; Arthropoda; Insecta; Hymenoptera; Orussidae
Gene: msl-2
Product: E3 ubiquitin-protein ligase MSL2
Exons: 4
Coding region: 107-1393 (428 amino acids)
Cellular component (GO): MSL complex
Molecular function (GO): ubiquitin protein ligase activity
Source: RefSeq, a predicted model, not a curated record
AUGGCCGAUGUUUUGUUUGUCCGUGAAAAUGGGAAACGUUCCUGGAUUGACGUUGGGAGAUUUGUAAUAUAACCGAGUAAAUAACGUCUGACAAUCACGUGGUAAGAUGAAUGCGACUAGUCUUUACGUGUCGACGUGUCGACUCGUGCUCCAAGCGGACGCGGAAGAUUCAAACUCGUGGACCGACUUGUACAGGCUAGUUCCGUACCUCAGGCAGAGUUUGAGCUGCACCGUGUGUUCGAAUCUGCUGAUCGAGCCGCAUACGCCGACAGAGACGAGCUGUCAGCACCACGUGUGUCGCGGCUGCCGUGGCGGCCGAAAAAAACUCAAACCGUCCUGUGGUUGGUGCAAGGAUUACGAGAAGUACGUUGAAAACGUACAGCUCAGGAUACUCCUGCAGUGUUACAAAAAACUCUGCGAAUACUUGACGAGCACUGCUAUCUACAGGAGUCUAAUGCUUUCCGCCUCUUCCGAUACGGCGAGCACCGGUGGUACGCCUAUGGGAGCGAACGGUCUAGUCGAACUCGUACAGGAAGGUGCGGGAUUUAAAGAUGAGUACAAGAGCACCGCUGGACUUUCCAAGUCCGCGUAUAGUAUAUUACCUUGCGUGUAUACCAGCACCACUGCCACGCAGACGCAAAGCAACUCCGCGCAGCCUGCCGAUGUUGUUUCUCAGACGAUAUCUGAUUCUUCGGCAAUUAGAACGGUAUCGAACGGAUCGUCGAUAUACUCCGUAAUGUAUGCAGGUAGUGGUAACAAAAUAACGAUAAAACGAAAAGCAGCAGCGAAAGAGGAUACGGAGACGCAACAUCAGGAUGUGGAUGAAAUAUCGCAGUGUUCGAUAGGAGGGGUAAAAUGUAUUCCAACUUCGCAUCUGACGUACGACCCUUCUCCGCAGAAAAAGUCAUCAAAAGGCAACAAAUCCUCAGGAAGUUUUAAAAAACCCCGCUCGAAUUCAACUAGGAGUAAGAGAAGAGGAUGCAGAUGCGGUAAUGCCACGGCGGUUCCCGGAAAAUUAACGUGCUGUGGACAAAGAUGCCCUUGUUACGUUGAAAGCAAACCUUGCAUCGAAUGUCGAUGCAGGGGAUGUAGAAAUCCCCACAUGGCUGACGGUUUGAAGAUUCGCCCACGUAUACCUGAACUUCACAAUUUACAGCUACAAUUGUCAACUCCUAUAGACUGCGAUGGUUUGAGUCCAGAUCCGCUGGGCUCCGUCCAGCAGUGUUUGUCUACGUCUCCAACAACUAUUCAAGUUUUAAACGUUUACUCCGCAACUGAGUUAGAUAUCGAUAACGUUCCGCAAAAUCUACCAGCUGCCCUACUAGUCGGUGAAGAUAAUAUAAACAGUACGGAGAGCGAAGCCGAGGACAGCGAUGUACAAAUCGACGUGUGACGG